UACUUAACAUUUGCAAUGUCUUGUUUUGGAUGUUUCUUUGGAUGCAUCAAGUGCUUAAUUGUGAAGUGCAUCCGAUUCUGGAAGAAGUUUUUUGGAUUUGGAAAGACAAGUCUAAAAACUCAAAUUAUAUCUGAAAAGUGCUCCCAGACAGACCAAGCCCCAUUCCAUUUCUCUGGGAGGAAGAGUGUGAGGGUGGAGUAUUGUGACAAUCUGUGCCCCAAAAUCUUGGGGAGGCAGAAAGUAUUGGAGACAUGUUAUGAAAGGAGAUGUGUUCCUGUUCAUCAUAUUCUGACCAACUGUUCACAUGGUUGUGCUUAUACUAAUAGGAGGAAAAGAGCGAAAAGGAGAGUUUCCCCAGUAAAUACAGGAAGCCCAUUCCAGAUCCCAAACUCUUCAAAUAACAAUAACAAUUUCCUGAAUGGAUUUGAUGACAUCAUCACAGGGGAUAUAUCCUCAACAGAGUGCCCGGAAACAUCUGAAGCGAGUGCCUACACCUACAAUGAGUACGACACUAACACAGACGAGGAUGGUCACGGCCCAGGGCUCCUGAUUGACCUGUCCACACCAGAACCAGUCCGUAAAAAUCUACACCCAACACCAAAUGGAAGACUAGACUUCACAGAUGAGGAGAAUUAUGAAGACUUUGGUGAAAUAGAUGAUAUUGAGUCAGAUUUGUCUGAUCCCUCACAUAACAGUCAGAGGUCUCGGGUGACGUCUGCUGCUUAUGCAAGUCAGCUACAAAACAGAUCGCGAACUGAGCCAGGAGAUGAGGUUUUGGAUGAUAUUGAUGGAAAUUUCCAGACCCUCAAUGACAGGGUACAGUUUUUAGAGAAACAGUUAGUUCAAAUUUCAGAAGAAAAAUCAACUGUUAACACCAGUCAUUCCAAACUCAAAGAUGAGAACAGUCAUCUUAUGGAAAGGAUUCAUUCAUUAGAGGAACAACUAAAAGAUGUGGAGGUGAAAUCCCAGGAGACCCUUGCUGAGGAACAAAAAAAAUUCAAACAGAUGUUGUCCCGUGCAGAAACAGAGAAAGCAGAACAGAUGUACAUUUCUCAGAGGCUUCAGAGUAUAGAAAAAGAGUAUGAACAAUUGAAACACGAAAAUCCCAAGCUCAGACUAGAAGUAGACAAAUUAAGAGUAGAGAAGCUGGACUUGCAGGAUAAACUGACAGACACACAAGCAGAGUACAAUACACUGUAUAGUGAACACGAGGAACUCAAACAAAAAUUUGAGAAGGAAAGGCAGUCCACAGGAACUCUUUUAGAUGAGUUAGGGAAGGAACUAGAAGAAUUACGUAAAUACAAGAUUGAUCAUGGGCAGUCCUCCCAGCGUCCUCGGAACAACAGCAUGGCAGAAUUACCCAGCCGUUACCAAGCACUGAACUCUGAGGUCAAUAGGCUAAAGGAAGAGAACAAGCAACUGCAGGAUCUGAAUGAGGACCUCAAUGCCCAAAUGUUGACGCGGUGUAUCAAUGAGGGAAAGACACUGGUCAAAGAUACAAAAGAAAUGUCCUUGGCCACUGAAUUGGAGCAUUUAACCAAGGAAGAGCUUAUGGCAAGGCUUCAGGAAGUGGAAAAUGUGAACAUUAAUCUGAAAUCUUAUGUUGACAAAAUUAUACUCACCAUUCUAGAGAAGAAUCCCUCUAUACUAGAGAUUACAAAUCGGUUACCUGAGUCAGUCAGUAGUCUGGUCCCCGCCCCGCCACUCUUUGAUCACUCCAAAACGAGUGACCAAUUAGGAGUGUCGGGGGCGGGGACCAGACUCAGUCAGUCAGGUGACCUAUUGCUAUUGGCGAGGAAGUUGAAUAUCAAGAAGACGGCAAUGUUUAAAUUUCUGAGGAAGCAUCCUCCGAAAGAUAGCGAGGAGAGGGGUCAACUGAAGAAAGAACUGUUCGGAUACCGCCGGUGUCUAGAUCAUGGAUUUCCAAGUAAACCAUCUUGUAUGGCGUAUGAUGCAAAGCUAAAACUGCUGGCCAUUGGAACAAAGACAGGAAGAAUCAAAAUACUUGGAGCCCCAGGUGUGGAGUGGUCAGUAGAGCUGAGAUCUGAUGUGUCUGUCAAUCAGCUGUUUUUCUUACCUGAGCAGGGCCGCCUAUUGUCACUGUGCAGUGACAACACCGUGUACCUUUGGGAAAUUAAUGAAAAGAGCGAUAAAUCAGUGUUGGAACAGAAGAAAGAAUACACCUUCAGUGUGGAAGAAAGUCGUAUGAAGGGAAUCUCGGUCUGCUGCUUGACCAACAACUGUGAGCAGCUACUGAUUGGAACAGAGAUAGGGAACAUCUACAUCCUAGAUCUCAACACCUUCAAACUCCUCGAUCAGAUCAUCUAUCAGGAUGUUGUCAUGCAAAAUGUUCCUGAUGACUUCAAAGUCAACCCAGGUGCAGUGGAGGCUCUGGCUGUUCACCCAACAGACUCUAACAAGUUUUUGAUUGGUUACAACAGAGGGCUGAUUGUGUUAUGGGACAAUGAGGCAAGCAAUGCUGAUCAGACAUACAAUUCCACUCAGCAAUUGGAGUCAUUGUCUUGGCACAGAAAUGGGAAGGAGUUUAUGAGUGCCCACAUCGAUGGCAGUUAUACUGUGUGGAGCUCCUCUGAUUCAACCAAUCCUAAAGAGGCUGCACUGACACCAUAUGGUCCUUUCCCAUGCAAGGCUAUCAGCAAAAUAGACUGGAAAACAGCAAAGUUAGACCCCUUCAUUAUAUUUGCUGGUGGAAUGCCAAGGGCUAGUUAUGGAGACAGGCACACAGUCAGCGUUAUGCAGGGCUCCAACAACAUUCACACUGUUCUGGACUUCACUUCUAAAGUGGUAGAUUUCAUUACUAUCUGCAGAGCAGAUGAGGCAGAGGAAUCUAUGGAGACAGAUGAGCCGCACACCCUGGUGGUUCUGGCAGAGGAGGAGCUGGUCCUGAUUGACCUGGAGACCCAGGGCUGGCCAACCUUCCCCCUCCCUUACUUUAAUAGUCUGCACUGCUCCCCCAUCACCUGCUCCCAGCAUGUCAGCAACAUUCCAGACAAUCUAUGGCAGAAAAUCGCAGAUGCAGGACAGGCACAAACCAAACACAUGUCCACACGGGAAUGGCCUAUUAAUGGUGGGAAAGUUGCAGGAGCUGAAUCUUUGACCAAGGACAUUUUGCUCACUGGGCAUGAAGAUGGCACGGUUCGCUUCUGGGAUGCCUCCAGCACGUCUAUGUCACUUCUGUAUAAACUGUCCACUGCUAGUCUCUUUAAUGUUGACAUACACAGCGAUCACAAUAGUGGUGAAGUGGAGGAGGAGUGGCCGCCGUUCAGAAAGGUGGGUAGCUAUGACCCUUUCAGUGAUGAUCCCCGCUUGGGAAUUCAGAAGAUAGCGUUAUGUCCCCUUAGUGAGACUUUAGUGGUAGCAGGUACUGCUGGUCAGGUGGUGGUGCUGCGAGCUGAGCGUGAGGAGAGGGAGCUGGAGGUCAACAGCACAACUGUCAAUGUGGUUAGUGACCGUGAUGGGUUUGUAUGGAAAGGUCAUGAAGCUCUUGGGAAAAAAGAGGGCGAAGUAACCUUCCCUGCAGGAUUUCAGCCAGUAGCGGUGAUACAGAUCAGUCCCCCAGCAGCCUGCACAGCCUUAGCAUUUCACUCAGAGUGGCAGCUUGUAGCAGCAGGAACUGCCCAUGGAUUUGGUCUGUUUGAUUAUGCUCAGAAGAAAGAGGUGACAUCUAGAUGUACUCUUAAUCCAGAGGACUUAACAGGAACAUCAGACACCCCAAUUUCAAGAAGGAAAAGUUUCAAGAAGUCCCUUAGGGAGUCUUUUAGACGUCUACGUAGGCGACGAUCGGAAAGAAGAAAAGCAGCAGAAGAGAAAGCAAAAGAAGAAAAGAAAGAGGAAGAGAAAACGGAAGGUAUAGAGGUGAAAUCUUCCCCUGUAAAAACCUCUCCUCCUGCCUCUCCAGAGGCUCGGCCUGUAGAACGCCAGGUGGAGGCUCGCAAUCCUGAGGAUUCCAUUAGUUCAAUGGUUAGAUGCCUAUACUUUGCUAGUACCUACAUCUCAGAUGUUUCAAAUACGACCUCCUCCUUGUGGGUAGGAACAAACGGAGGCCAUGUAUAUAUUUACACAAUUACUGUCCCCCAAGAAAAAAGGUCAGAAAAUGAAGUAACAGCUGUCAUAGCUAAGGAAAUCAAGCUGCGACACAAAGCCCCAGUUAUGUCCAUUGCUGUGGUGGAUGGCAGAACUAAAAUUUUACCUGAUCCAUUAGAGAUUCAACAUGCUAGAGCUAAGGAGCCCCAGGGCAAUAAUCAUUCUGUUGUCAUUUGUUCGGAAGAGCAGCUCAAGAUCUUUACAUUGCCACAUCUUAAGGCCAAAUGGAAAUACAAGAUAACAGCUGUCAAUGGAUCUAGAAUUAGAAAAGUAGCCUUUGUCAAUUUUAGGAGUAGAAGUGAUGAAAAUUACAGUGAAUGUGAUAUAGCCUGUUUAAACAACCAGGGUGAACUUAGUGUCUAUUCUGUGUCAACACUUCGACAACAAUUAGAGGCUUCAUGUUUAAAAAGAGAAGACAUCAAUGGAAUUUCAUCAUUCACAUUUUCCAAAAAUGGACAAGGAUUUUACCUUCAAUCAGCCUCUGAAUAUGCAAGAGUAACGCUGUCAGCUCGACACAUCACUGAACCUGCAUGUAGCUUGGAAUUGAAAGAUGGAAUGCGCAUACCAGAGCCAGAACCUGAACCCCCAGCUCAAGAACCGGCUCAACUAGAAGGCACAACUGGAGAGGAGGCAAUCCAAUAUGGCAGUGGAGAUAUCGCAGAGGGUCUGAACGACUCCACCCUUAAUGACUCUCAAGCCAACACCACUGUGGAAGGGGAGAUCACUCAAGAUAGUGUUCAAAUCAUGCAGGUUACCGAGGAAGUUUCCUCAUCCAUGGAAGUUACCAGGACAACCACAGUCCAAGAGACGAGGACAAUUGUGGAAGGCGAUGGUACAGAAACUACAACAGUGACAUCACACAUCACCGAGUCCUCACAGCAAGUGAACUCUAGUGGUGAUGCACCAGCUACAGGAAAUGUUGAGGAAGCCAAGACCCCACCCCCUGUUGUUACACAGAUAAUUGAGAAGACUGAAGAGGAAUUGACCAAAUUGAAGAUUUCCGAUGAAGACGAGGCAUUGAACAAGAAGCCAGUACUGGACACUACAACAGAAAUCCAAGCAACAGUGACCGCCAGUUAGAACAGAUGGGCUGGGUCAGUUUGGAGGGGAGGGACAAGGACCGAGUCCCUCCAAUAUCCCAGAUCUGGUUCAUGUCUUUAGUGUGUAGCCACUUUGUGUAUUAGGGUUGUGCAAUGCUGUUGGGCAAUCAAUGCAUUUUUCGUUAAAGACAACUUGAGAAUUAUUAGAGGAGACUUUAAGUCUUGUAAUUAGCAUAAUUAUUGCCAUAUGUAGGCUGUGUUUCAUUUGACUCAAGUGGUUCUACCUUGCAACACAACUUUUUUUACUGUAGUUAUAUUCCUUUAAAUACAAGUGUUAACGAAUUUAGAAAUGUAUUGAAAUGAUCCAUAACAAACUGUAAUCCAACGUAAGAAGUAAUAAAUAUGUGUAUUUGUAGCAGUGCAAUUUUAAUCAAUUAUGGUAUGAACUAAACUAAAUAUAAAUGAUUUGGAUGUUCCAUCUUUAUCAACUAAUUUUUAAUAUAAUUCUUAUUAUGAUUGAUUAUAUAAUAACAAAAAGAAUGUAGUGUAAGGCUUGUUGAAUGAAAUUUUUUUUUGGUAAUGAUGGUGAACCAGAAAUGUAGAAUUAUUGCAAAUGAUUAGCAUAAGAAUUUGCAAGGCUUGCACAAUUGGCAACUAGGAAUUUUAUGUUUUUGAGGACCAAUAGCUUUAACUUUUAGGAAAUAUUUUUUAAUUCCAUUUUUAUAUAUCUUUGGGUUGUGGAAUAGGUGAUGUGUGUUUGUGUGUUGGGAUUUAGGUGGAUAGAGAUUACCUGUCCAUGUCAUCUGAAUUUUCUGUCUUUGUAUUCACUCUGGAGUCUGCUGUAUAUUAGCUUUGUAGUAUGCAGUUAUUGUUAUUAAAACAUCAUCAUAUCAUCUUUUGCAAUACAUGUCAUUUUUAUGGAAUUCCUCUGACAGUUGAAAAGAACAGAUAUUUGCUUGAAUUAGGUUGUGCAAUUUCAGACAUUAUCAUUAUGUAGCUUCAGUGAUAUGGACUUGCCUUAAUUUUUUCAAUGUGCCUAAGUUGCAAUAAAUUCAUGUCUGAAA
Ostrea edulis (European flat oyster) is the source of this 6208-nucleotide messenger RNA. Its product is annotated as lethal(2) giant larvae protein homolog 1-like. The record is from RefSeq and is a predicted model, not a curated record. Gene Ontology annotation, biological process: regulation of establishment or maintenance of cell polarity; establishment of spindle orientation; regulation of Notch signaling pathway. Gene Ontology annotation, cellular component: cytoplasm; plasma membrane; cortical actin cytoskeleton. Bases 16 to 5184 code for a protein of 1722 amino acids. Gene Ontology annotation, molecular function: myosin II binding; syntaxin binding; GTPase activator activity. The transcript has 40 exons. NCBI's taxonomy places the organism in Eukaryota, Metazoa, Mollusca, Bivalvia, Ostreida, Ostreidae.